Molecule: messenger RNA, 153 nt
Organism: Plasmopara halstedii
Lineage: Eukaryota; Oomycota; Peronosporomycetes; Peronosporales; Peronosporaceae
Exons: 2
Coding region: 1-153 (50 amino acids)
Source: RefSeq, a predicted model, not a curated record
AUGAAAAAGCGAAUGUCAUGCCGGCGCAAGAUCAUGGCGCGCAUCAAGAUGCCUUUUAUCAUCGUAUUGCCAAACCGUAGCUACCAAGCCAUUGUCGAGACAAAUACGUCCCGUUUGUCGAGGUGGCGAGAAGCUUCUCAGAAGGUUUUCUAG